UCCAGUAGCUCGAUGCGUCGUCAUCCCGCCAGCUUAUUACCUAAAAUGGUACACAACCCAUCCUUGUUGGAUUUGGUCAAAUGUCCAGUCAGCCGUGAUAUGAUUGUCUACUUGGCACAUCAAGCAGCACAAGUUAUCAACUGUGGUCCAGCAAACGCAGUCAUGACCCCACCCACAACACCAACAAAAUCAGUCGAUGAGGCUGAAGAUGCAGCAAAGGUCAGCAUCAACGGAUUGCCAAGCUUGGAAGUUUUCAUUGCCAUCUUGGUUGACAAGAGUAACGUACAAGUGCCAACAUUGUUGUGCACAUUGAUCUACCUUGAACGUCUACGCAACAAGCUACCCAGAGCAGCAAAGGGAAUGCAAUGCACCCGACACCGUUUGUUUUUGGCCACUUUGAUCGUCGCAGCAAAAUACUUGAACGACUCUUCACCCAAGAACAAACAUUGGACAAGAUAUGCCGCCUUGUUCUCACAAGCAGAGGUCAACUUGAUGGAAAAGCAAUUGUUAUACUUGCUCGAUUACGAUUUGAGAAUCGAAGAAGAAGAAUUAUCAGCACACUUUGCACCUUUCUUCCGUUUCCGCGAAGACAGAAGCGAAGCAGGCAGACGGGAAAUGUACUUGCGUGGAUGCUCGGCUGGACGUGAACGUGAACGUUAUGCUCGUGCAAGCGAAUUGCGUGUUUACUUGCGUGCAUUGCCUGGUGAUCAAGUACCAGCAUGGAACGUUCACAACGCCAACGCUGAAUCCAAGACAGGAUAUUACCGUGAAAAUGAAUACCAACAACAUCAUUACUCAUCCUCUUCCGCUUCCGCUGCAUCAUCUGCCGCUUCUUCUUCGAUGAUGUACCGCAACCAUUCUAUGGACAGCAGUAGCAGCAGCAGCAGUGCAGCAACAUCAGAGGCUGAACUCACUGAUGACAAUGGAUCAUCAUCAUCUUCGAUCAGUGGAGAUGAUUGUGACUUUGAUGAAUUGGACAACUUGGACGAAGCAAACGAACAAAUGUACAUGCGCCAAAGUAUGUCACAAGCACACAUUGCCGUUGCCAACAAUGCAUCCUCUUCAGAUCUACAUGAAGUCGUGCACAAGUCCAAUGCAUACCAUCAACACAUGUCCAACAACCCAUUGAACAAAAGUCAAUCGACCAACGAUGCACGAUUAAAUGCAUUAGCAGCUGCUCAACAUCAACAACAGCUGCAACAACAACAAAAUGGUAACCUUCGCGCAAGCAGAUCGAGUUCCAACUUGUUAUCAAGAAUGCUUUCUUCGGCUCAUUGA
This is a messenger RNA of Meira miltonrushii, 1278 nucleotides long. RefSeq lists its product as uncharacterized. Gene Ontology annotation, molecular function: protein kinase binding; cyclin-dependent protein serine/threonine kinase regulator activity. Gene Ontology annotation, cellular component: nucleus; cyclin-dependent protein kinase holoenzyme complex. The record is from RefSeq and is a predicted model, not a curated record. The annotation marks the transcript as partial. NCBI's taxonomy places the organism in Eukaryota, Fungi, Basidiomycota, Exobasidiomycetes, Exobasidiales, Brachybasidiaceae. The transcript is spliced from 3 exons. Gene Ontology annotation, biological process: regulation of cyclin-dependent protein serine/threonine kinase activity.